CCGCGGGACAGGCUGGGUACUGGUGUGUCCUUGUCGAGCUGCGGUCGGUUAUUCGGGGAGAGGCUUCGAGUUGCACCAUGUUCACCGCCGCUUUCCGCUCCAUCGUCCGUCCUGACAGGCUGCACUUGCUCCGACAGGGAUUACUCAUCAGGUGUUAUGCCGAAGCGGCGCCAUCGUCAGCCACCAAGAUGUCUUUUACAUUUGCUUCCCCCACCGAGGUGUUCUAUAAUGAAGCCAAUGUGAAACAAGUUGAUGUUCCAACACUGACUGGAAGCUUUGGUAUUCUACCUGCCCAUGUACCCACGUUACAAGUACUAAAACCUGGAGUUGUAACAGUAUAUGAUGAAGAAGGUGCACAGACAAAGUAUUUUGUGAGCAGUGGUUCUGUGACAGUGAAUGCAGACUCGUCAGUUCAGCUCCUAGCUGAAGAAGCAGCGACCCUGGAUGAAUUAGACAUAUCAGCUGCAAAGGCUAACCUAGACAAAGCCAAUGCUGAACUAUCAUCUGCGUCUGGUGAGGUAGAACGGGCAGAGGCAUUGAUUAGCAUAGAAACUAAUGAAGCAAUAAUAAAAGCACUGGAUUAACUUGACUAUUGGGGCAAACAGUUUCAUGAAGCUGAUUGGUCAAUCUUCAUUUUGGAAGAAGGCAACAGUUCAGUUAAAUGGAUUGGAUUUAAAGAAAUAAAUACAUAACAACCAA
Stegostoma tigrinum is the source of this 699-nucleotide messenger RNA. It is a transcript of the gene atp5f1d, whose product is annotated as ATP synthase F1 subunit delta. The transcript is spliced from 5 exons. Gene Ontology annotation, biological process: proton motive force-driven ATP synthesis. The record is from RefSeq and is a predicted model, not a curated record. Bases 78 to 584 code for a protein of 168 amino acids. Gene Ontology annotation, molecular function: proton-transporting ATP synthase activity, rotational mechanism. NCBI's taxonomy places the organism in Eukaryota, Metazoa, Chordata, Chondrichthyes, Orectolobiformes, Stegostomatidae.